Messenger RNA from Dimorphilus gyrociliatus, 509 nucleotides. The record is from the annotation of a GenBank genome assembly. NCBI's taxonomy places the organism in Eukaryota, Metazoa, Annelida, Polychaeta, Dinophilidae.
AAUUUAUAGAGGGCGUUAGGAAGAAUAUUUUCGUAAAAAUGGCCUCUGCUGGUAGCGGUGAAGUUAUUGAUAUUAAUAUGCUGAAUAUACAGCAAGUUGAAAGUAUUUUGCAAUCACUAAAUAAUGAAGUUGACUUUUUCACCUCUUCCAUGGUAAAAUUGAAGGAAGCUUAUGAUAAAUUGAAUUCAUCUCUAGGUAACGUAGAAAGAUUGAAGACUAUGAAAGGGGGAAUGGAAAUGUUGGUUCCAGUUACGUCAGCCAUGUAUGUGGAUGGUGAAAUAGCCGAUACCAAAAAAGUCAUUGUAGAACUAGGAACUGGUUACUUUGUUGAAAAAUCUAUACCGGAAGCUGAAAAAUUUUUUAAGAGAAAAUUGGAUUUCCUAAAAAAAGAGAUCGAGAAAAUCGAUGUCGUUAGAAAUCAAAAGUUGGAACAAAAGCAAAUAACUACGAAUGUUUUUAAAAAGAAAUUGAUUGAACACCAAUCUCAGAUGGCUGCAGCCAAAUCAUAG